AUAUACUGAGAACAAACAAGUUAAUGGAAAACAUGGCUAAGAAGAAUAAUGAGGCAAAUAUUACUCCAUUUAUAACAAUAGUGAUGCUAAUUUUGAUCUCUAAUUCACAAUUAGUAUAUUGUACUGUGGAUGAAAAAUGUUUUAGGAUUUGCAUUCGUGGCUGUUACGCAUUUCCUGGUUGUUACAUUGGAUGUGCAAAAGUAUGUGGGGAAAUUGAUCAAUCCUUAAUUCUCUAUUUUAGUGGAUGUGUGGAAAAUCCUAUAUGUCUAGUAAACUGUAAAAAAACAUGUCAGGAUUCUCUCAAUAGUUCUUCUUCUCCAAUGAACUAUCGCAAUCUUGGUUCUUCAAUUCACAAAUGUGCAAGUUUAAUCAAAGAUGACAAACAAAGCUAAUCCUAUGUCAUAGUUUCCCAUCAUUUCUAUAAUAUUUGCUUUUCUUGAUCCUCCGUUUGGAUUAAUUAGAAGAUAAGUAGUGUAUUUUUUUAGUUUUUUAUUUUAUUUUUUUCACUUGGUGUUUAAUUUUAUAUUGGACUCGGAUUAAUUAAAUUCAUGUUGCGUAAGAAUCAUACAAGGAGGAGACGUUUCCUAUCAAAAUUUUGUUCAUACCCAUAACUCAAACUCGAGACCUCUAAUUAAGGACGAAGG
Molecule: messenger RNA, 644 nt
Organism: Lycium ferocissimum
Lineage: Eukaryota; Viridiplantae; Streptophyta; Magnoliopsida; Solanales; Solanaceae
Exons: 2
Coding region: 24-392 (122 amino acids)
Source: RefSeq, a predicted model, not a curated record